CUAGAACCCAUAUUGGAUUUCAGAGCUUUCAGUUUCCGCGCAUCACACGGCGGCGGGGUGGCUGCACCAUGUACGCGCUUAUCCGGAGGUCCUCCGCCAUAGUCGGCUGCAAACUCCAAUUCUCCCGCACUGCAAGUACCUUCACAGCACCGAUCAUCAACGACACUGGUCUCUACGGCUACAGUCACCUGAAAACCGCCAAAGGAUUCCAACGCUUCGCUGAAGAUGCUAUCGAGAGGUCUACAGAACUGUUGAACCACAUUUCUUCUAUGCCGUCUGCUCCAGAAAUCAUUCGAAAAUUAGAUGAAAUUUCUGAUACCGUAUGCUCAGUGAUUGAUGCUGCCGAGCUAUGUAGACAUACUCAUCCAGAUAGGGAAUUUGUUGAGGAGGCGAGCCGGGCUUCUUCAAGACUUAAUAACUUUUUACACUACUUGAAUUCAAAUCAAAGUAUAUAUAAGGCUGUGUUGAAAGCAGAAAACGAAGGAGAUUCACUCACAGAUGAAGGUAAGAGGGCAGCUCAUUUUUUACGCAAUGAUUUGGAGAAUGGCGGAAUUCAUCUUUCCCCUGAGAGACUGGAUCAAGUGAAUCAGCUUAAUACAGAGAUUGUUCAGUUGUGUAGAAAGUUUAGUACAAAUAUUGUCACUGACCCUGGUCAUGUGGAUAUAUUUCCAGCAUCACGUGUUGCUAAACCUUGGCGCCACCUUGUCAAGCCUAUCUAUCAAGUACCAAAGGAUAUCUCUGAGGGAUCCAAUUGGUGUAGAGAUGGAAAGGAUGAAAAGGGGUUCAGGUUGGUAACCUCACCAAGCAAUUUGCAGCAUGUACUUCAAUGUGUAUCAGAUGCUGAGGUUAGGAAGAUGGCAUAUGUCCAGGGAUAUUCUUCCCCACAUGAAAAUAUUACAAUUCUUGAUAAGCUAAUUGCGGCUCGCCAUGAAUUUGCUCAGAUUCUGGGCUAUAAAUCCUAUUCUGCAUUUGCUCUACAUUCAACAAUGGCUGCAUCUCCAGAAGUCGUCAUUUCCUUUUUGCUCGAGAUGAGCAAAGUGGUUAGACCCAAGGCUGACAAGGAAUUUAAGGCAAUCAAGGAGUUUAAGAGAAUAAAGAAUUGUGAACAGAGUAUAGACUUAGAGCCAUGGGAUGAGGGAUACUACACAUGGUUGAUGAAGUCGUCUGCAUACAACAUGAAUUCCUUGGCUGUGACGUCAUAUUUUCCUUUAGAGCGUUGUAUAGAGGGCUUAAAGAUUUUGGUUGAGUCACUUUUUGGCGUGACUUUUCGGCAUAUUCCUCUGGCACCUUCUGAAUCAUGGCAUCCAGAUGUGAUCAAAAUAUUGUUACAACAUCCUAAUGAGGGUGAAUUGGGUUACUUAUACCUUGAUUUGAAGUCAAGAAUGGGUAAAGAUCCUAUAUGUGCCCAUUUUGCCAUCAGAGGAGGACGUUGGGUUUCUGAUACAGAGUACCAACUUCCUAUUGUUGCCCUUGUUUGUGAUUUCUCAUGUCCAAAAUCAACAUCAGUGAUGCUUAACCAACAAGAAGUAGAAACACUUUUUCAUGAAUUUGGGCAUGCUCUUCAUUCAUUACUUUCAAGAACGGAGUAUCAACAUUUUUCAGGGACUAGAGCUGUUCUUGAUUUUGCUGAAACACCUUCGACGCUCUUUGAGCACUUCGCACUGGAUUAUCGUGUUCUAAGCACAUUUGCUAAACACUAUUCGACCAAUGAUGUCAUUCCAAAAGAAUUGGUAAAAUCAAUGGUUGAAGCAAAAAAUAUGUUUUCUGCAACAGAAUUACAACGUCAGAUAUUCUAUGCCUUAGUUGAUCAAACACUUUUCGGAGAGCAGCCUUCUUCAGGCAGAGAUACAAUGUCCAUUGUUGCUGAUCUUAAACAGCAACACACAAGCUGGAAGCAUGUGGAUGGAACACAUUGGCACACCCGAUUCAAUCAUCUCACAAACUACGGCGCAGGCUACUAUAGCUACCUGUAUGCAAGAUGCUUCUCCGCGACCAUAUGGGAAAAGAUAUGCAAAGAGGAUCCACUCUCACCAGCAACAGGUUCAGCUCUAAGAGAGAAGUUACUGCAGCACGGAGGAGCCAAAGACCCUAAUGAUAUAUUGAACGAUCUCGUAGGGAAUGGCAUCACAAGGACUCGGGGCAAAGGUGUCAUACCCGACAUUACAUGUUUAUGCAACAUGUUGGAGCUUUAGAAAUGGCAAAGUCGCCCUUGUUCUAAUGGUACAGAAUCUUGAACAUAUGGUACAAAGUUCUUGAGCAUAUGGUAACUUGGCGUGAAGUAGGAAUGCCAAUGAGUCGAAUUUUGAUCAACUCCACCCAUUCGCUCUCCCUCUGUUAUCCGGCCCAUCCAUCACCUGAUCCAUACGUCAUCCACGGGUGAAAUGGGUGGAAUAGGUGAAAAGCGGAUGAAAAUAAUAACACUUUUUUUAUUGCUAAUGGCAUUGUAUUAAAUUAUCAUUUUGAUUGACAAUAGUGGUACAUUAUAUCAUU
This is a messenger RNA of Cuscuta campestris, 2490 nucleotides long. The record is from the annotation of a GenBank genome assembly. NCBI's taxonomy places the organism in Eukaryota, Viridiplantae, Streptophyta, Magnoliopsida, Solanales, Convolvulaceae.